This is a messenger RNA of Saccharomycopsis crataegensis, 2418 nucleotides long. RefSeq names its product anaphase promoting complex subunit CDC16 (gene CDC16). Gene Ontology annotation, molecular function: protein binding. Gene Ontology annotation, biological process: anaphase-promoting complex-dependent catabolic process; protein ubiquitination; cell division. Bases 1 to 2418 code for a protein of 805 amino acids. The transcript has a single exon. Gene Ontology annotation, cellular component: cytoplasm; anaphase-promoting complex. The record is from RefSeq and is a predicted model, not a curated record. NCBI's taxonomy places the organism in Eukaryota, Fungi, Ascomycota, Saccharomycetes, Ascoideales, Saccharomycopsidaceae.
AUGAAUAAUAAUACCAAUAACAAUAUCAGCCGCUCGGCGAACAAUUCUACUCUUGCGAUUUCUCCAUUAUUGGCCCAUGCUCAACGGCGGGUCUCUGAGAAUUAUAGUACUCCACCAAAUCAGCUAUUCCAUACACCGAUUAACCCAGAAAUUCUAGGUCAUCAUAAUCGGCACCAGACACAUGUUCCAUCGCCUUUGCAGCAAACGCCUCAAAGAUUUAAGUUCAAUGAUCAAUCAUCACUCGCAUCAUCAUCAUCUUUCAACGACAAUAGUGUGGAGCUUGAUCAUAACAAUACAUCGCCAUUAUUACAACCUUUAUCACAAGCAGAAAAACUUAGGCUUUGGAGACAUGAUGCCUUAAUGCAACAUCAUUACGAAACAGCAUGUUAUAUCGGUGACAAAGUAUAUUCGUUAACUAAUGAUCCAAAUGAUGCCUUUUGGCUUGCACAGGUACAUUAUGCCACGGGAAAUUAUAUUAGAGCUCAUCAGUUACUAUCAACCGACCCUCAAAUGGCAUUUUCGGUCAGCUGCAGAUACUUGAAUGCAUUAUGUUUAACAAAAAUCAAUAAAUGGGAAGAGGCGCUUGAUGUGAUUGGCGAAGAUAACCCUUUCAAAAAUGACGGUGCCUCCAAUAUCAAAAAUCAGGACGGAGGAAUAAAGUUGGAAAGUUCAAUGUGCUACUUGAGAGGGUUAAUUUAUAGUAAUCAGAAUAAUUUUGACAAGGCGAAGGAAUGUUAUAAGGAGGCAGUAUUAAUAGAUGUGAAAUGUUAUGAGGCGUUCAAUGAAUUGAUCAAGAAUAAUUUUAUCACCCCCAAUGAGGAAUGGGAGUUACUAAACAGUUUAAAUUUUGAAGAGCUAGAAGAUAAUGGCGAAUUGAUUAAAAACUUAUACAUCACAAGAUUGAAUAAGUAUAUAAAUCCAAACAAGAUUCAAGAAGCCGAAGCAGUGUUAGAUGAAGAAUAUAAUUUGAUCGAAAAUAAUGAUAUACUUAUAUCUAAGGCGAAUUUACUAUUUAUCCAAUGCAAAUUCCAGCAGUGUUUAGAAGUGUGUGAAAAGGUUUUAGAGAAUGAUGAAUUUAAUUUUCAGGCUUUGCCUAUUUACCUAAGUGCCUUACACGAACUAGGAGGCAAAAACAAAUUAUUUUUAAUCGCAAACAGAUUGGCGGAAUUGUACCCAAAAAAUUGUACUACUUGGUUAGCCAUAGGUAUUUACUAUUUAUCAAUCAACAAAAUUUCAGAUGCUAGAAAGUUUUUCAGUAAGGCAUCUUUGACUAAUCCAAAUUUUGGUCAAGCCUGGAUUGGUUUUGCUCAUACUUUUGCGGCUGAAGGUGAACAUGAACAAGCAAUUAGCGCCUACUCUACCGCUGCAAGGUUGUUUCCUGGUACACAUUUGCCAAACCUCUUUUUAGGAAUGCAGUAUCUACAAAUGAAUAACUUGCUGUUGGCAGAAGAGUAUAUGCUAGCAUCUUAUGAGAUCUGUCCAAGUGACCCAUUGUUGUUGAAUGAGAUCGGGGUAAUUUACUUCCACACCAAUGAUUUGAAAAAAUCAGAAUGGUUUUUUAUGAAAGCUUUCAACGAAUCCAAGCAUUUGACUAAUGAUUCUAAGUCAUGGAUGAGUAUUAAUAGCAAUUUGGGGCACGUUUAUAGAAAAUUGGGUUAUUACGAAAAGGCUUUGAAGAAUUUUUUCGAGGUUUUGAAGCUCAAUGUCAAAGACUCGAAUAUUUACUCUGCAAUUGGAUUGAUUUAUUUGAAAAUGGGAAAAUAUUUCAAGAGCAUUGAGGCAUUGCAUAAUGCUUUAGCAAUUUCGCCGAGCGAUCCGAUUGCCAAUGAUUUAUUAAAGAGAGCGCUAGAUCAAAAUGCUAGUGAUGACAAGUCAUAUCAUGGAAAACAAAAGCCUAACGACUCACAAUUUGUUGUGCCAAAAAAACCAAAGCCAGAUAACAAUAAGAGUAUAGCUGCCAUUUCAACCCCAUUAUCGAAACAUAAUAACAUCAUUGAUACUUCUACAGACGAUGCUGAUGAUAUCUCUGGAGAAUUUUUCAGGAAAACAUCUAAGAUUCUAAGUUUAUCUAAAUCAACAUUGAGUUAUAAGAAAGUUUUAUCUAAAUCACCGAGGUAUGAUUUCACCGCCAACUCGCCAUCGAUCGUGAAAACUAAAAAUUUCCCAUUUGCGAGCAAUAAAAGCUUUGAAAACAUUAAUGAGGAGUUUGAGUUUGGUGAGUCUAGUAUUGCCCAAAUUAUAGAAGGUGACAAUACCACGAUUCCAACAACGAGGAAGGCUAAAUCUUUGGCAAUUUUGGAUGAAGGAAGCGAUCCGAGAGAAAUUGCUCGAGAGUUAAUUCAAGGAACUGUUAGCAGCGAUGAUGAAGAUGAAGAAGAAGAAGAAGAAGAUGAUGUUAUGGAUAUUGAAAGCGAUUAG